Messenger RNA from Magallana angulata, 2241 nucleotides. RefSeq lists its product as uncharacterized. NCBI's taxonomy places the organism in Eukaryota, Metazoa, Mollusca, Bivalvia, Ostreida, Ostreidae. Bases 1 to 1974 code for a protein of 657 amino acids. The record is from RefSeq and is a predicted model, not a curated record. The transcript has a single exon.
AUGCUUAAUUUCGGCAGUUUUGCCUUCCUUCUAUUUUGCGUGUUUGAGAAUUUGUUUGUAAAUGGUAUCGAGUUUGCUCGCCCCAGGAGAAUUGUUGAUUCCCCUUUCACGCGGCAAUUUCAAGGGGCCUUAAGAGCAUCUCCCUUGAGAAUGCAUUUCGGAACCGGAGGAUCAUCUGUAGAUUCUUCGUUCACGCCACGAUUUCAAGAGGUCUUAGGGACUUCUUCUUGGAGGGGAUCCAAUUUUGGUUCAGGUGGAUCAUCUACUGGUUCCUCUUUCAUGCCACGAUUUCAAGUCUCAAGGCCUUCAUCUUCGAGGAGAUCCCUUUUAGGACCAGGCGGAUCAUCUUCAGAGUUAUCGAUGCCGUCAUUACUGUCUUUUAGGAGAAGAAAUGACGGAUUUCGUCCAGAAGUAUCUAGCAGGACGAGUAACUUUUCGCCUAUGCAUUUCAACAGAAGGCAAUCAACAGUUUUCAAUAAUGCCGAUAGAGCAUCAAUUCUCGAAAGACUUCGACGUUAUCAAAGAGGAAAAUCCAGUAGAGAAGUGUUCGACCAGUCAAUUCAAUCAACACAACCGGACAACAGCGUAAGGCAUGCAUCGAUCAUGAUCAAAGAAAAUAGACCAAGCUCAAAUAUUGCUUCUAUUCUUCAAAGACUUCGAAGUAGAACUAGUGUUAAAUCUAGUAAGGAAGUCAAUAAGAGCCCAAAUCGACAAAGGAAUCAACUAGCAAGACAUCAGACGGUAUCCUUUCUGGAAAAUAGACCUCCUAAACAAAUUGUCGUUUUAACUUCAGCAAAGACAGCGAAAAAUAGUAAAGAGGUAAAAGACAGUUCAUUACAAUCUGUUAACCAGGAGAGUUUAAAACAUCCGAUAGUUUCUUUUUUGGAUAAAAGGCGUCCUCCGUCUCAGGUUAAUUUUGUUUCUGUUAAAACAGAGUUAAAGGAACAAAAAGUUCGAAAAACUAGCAAAGAAAUUAAAGAUCAGAACAGCAAUGACAGGAAGAAAUCUGUUAACCUAGAGAGGACUUUAAAGCAUCCAAAUGUUUCUUUUUUGGAUAAAAGGCGUCCUCCGUCUCAGGUUAAUUUUGUUUCUUUCGAAACGGAGUUAAAGGAACAAAAAGUUCGAAAAACUAGCAAAGAAAUCAAACCACAGAACAAUAAAAACAGGGAAAUUAAAAUGAAAAAAGUCAGACAGUUGUUGCAGUUAAUGCCGGAAAAUCAGAGAUACAAAUUCCUAAUGAGUUUAAAAUCUGCUGGUGGAAUGAAGACCUCAGCCAAAAAGAAUACAAAACUAGAAUACCCUGAAGAUCCGAUUCAGACUAAACUCUCACCUAACCCCAACGUAUUCAAAAAAUCUACAGCAAUUGAAAUAACUAGACCCAAAAAGAACAAGAAAAAGACGUCAGCAGAGAAAAAACUUGCAUCCAAACACAAUAUGCAAGAAAACACCGAUGAAAGUCUUCAAAGAAUUCUGCUGCUCAAAAAAUUAAAUAACUUUUUACGACAGCAGCUGAAUCAUGAUUCGCAAAAGCAAAAAUCAGAGCAAACUAUGGAUUCCUCAAAGAGAAAUAUUAAAACAAGCAAAGAAGUUACACGUAAAUCCAAUCAAAAUCGAAGGACACAUCAUAUACACCGCAUUCACAACAUCCAGCAACCUCAAAGUAAUACUGUUCAAACACAAAACAAAAUGCCACAGAUAUCGUUGGAGUCAACACGUUUAGCUCCUCACCGUCGUCGAGUAGAGCUACUGGCCAGACUUAAUUCCCGUGGACUUAGUACCUCUUCGAAGUUUGAAAACUUACUGACAAAUGCCCUAAACAGUAAUGUGAAUCAUGCUAACACGGCAAAACAAUCAAAGCUUUCGAAUAUCAACCCAUUUUCAAGCGAUUCUUUAAAAUUAUUAGAUCAAAAUGACGUUUUAGAUACAAGCAAAGAAAAGAAGAGUGAAGAAAAAUUCACCUGGGAGAAUCCUUAGAUUUAAGAACUUUUGUCUAAUAAUAAUGUGUUUAUUGCAAUGAUAAUUUUUUAAUGUGUUGAAUGAAUGCUGAAUGAAAUAACUCUCAUAAAAUAAAAAUUGUAUGGAUAUCGUUAGGAACUUAAGUUAUCUUUCUCAGCAUCCUGAUGUCAUUUCUUAACAUAUGCAAGUAUUAAACACCUUUAUAACCAACAGGAUUAUUUUAUAUAUAUACAAAUAAAAAAUAAGUUAAAAUCAAUCCAUCUUUAUAUUAUAUGAUAUUAUGUA